This is a messenger RNA of Volvox carteri f. nagariensis, 1689 nucleotides long. RefSeq lists its product as uncharacterized. Gene Ontology annotation, molecular function: protein tyrosine/serine/threonine phosphatase activity. Gene Ontology annotation, biological process: protein dephosphorylation. The transcript is spliced from 6 exons. The coding region runs from base 1 to 1203 and encodes 400 amino acids. The record is from RefSeq and is a predicted model, not a curated record. NCBI's taxonomy places the organism in Eukaryota, Viridiplantae, Chlorophyta, Chlorophyceae, Chlamydomonadales, Volvocaceae.
AUGGAGCGGUGCUUCCUGUUCUUGUCGCGUUUUGUCCUCUUGGGCUUUUUGUCUGUGACCGUUGACAACGUUGUGAGCUCGACAAGCCGGGGCCAGCUCAACCGCGAGCUAUUGCGCUGCGCAAGCGUGAUGGUGCUUGGGUAUUCGGCAUUUGUGGGAUACACCGUAGCAUUAGCGGCGAGCAGACUGCUGGCCGGCUCCAGCACUAAACUUCUUGGCAAGCGGUCCUCCAGCGGCAUCAUUCACCCGCUGGGCUGGCUGAUGAUGUUGCCUUACCACCUAGGUCUGCGUGUCAAGUUGGGUGUGCAGCGACUCAUCAGUUCGGAAGCGCUGUACAAUCGAGUGCUGCCGGGGUGGUACAUAGGCGGGUGGCCCUGGAGCGGCUCCGAGCUGCCCCCCGAUAGCCCCUCCGUGCUGGACUGCACCUGCGAGUUGCCGCGGACACACCGCAACCGUUACAUGUGCCUGCCGAUAUGGGACACGCAGGCGCCCACUCCGGCCCUCAUAGAGCGGGGUGUCGCGUUUGCUCUGACGGAGCGAGCUCUGGGCAAGUCGGUGUACGUCCACUGCGCCCACGGCCACGGGCGGUCGGCACUGCUGCUGAUCGCGUGUCUGUUGGAGGCGGGUCACGUGGCCACGUGGGAGGAGGGCCUGGCGGUGCUGAAAGCCGCACGGCCCCGGGUGCAUUUGAACAGCCGCCAGCGCCAAGCGCUGGAGGGCUGGGUGCACAGCCGUGGCGGCAGGGACGGGGUGCAGAUGCAGGCUCUCUCCUCGGCGGUGGCCGGCGGCGGUGGCGGCGGCAACACGCCGUUAUCCUCGGCGGUCGUGACGAUGCCGGCGGUUGUGAACGGCUCGAUGGUGGUUUUGCGCCGUGGCAGCGCCGGUGGCGUGUCGGAUGGCGGCAGCGGUGUCGGUGGCGCCGGCAAUACAGACGUCAGCGCCAGGGUGCAUCUGUUGGCGGAUACUCGCGACCCACGGGGAUCGGAGGCAUUUGCAGCGCAGUGUGGUACGGCAGGUACGGCGUCGUACGGUGGGCUGGAGUCACGGCUUUCGGGUCUGGCGGCGGCUGCGUCGGGGGUAUUGCACAGUGCCAGCAACUUACCGCUGACGGAGCCCCUGCGUAAUGGGGCUUCACAGGUAUCGGCAGCCGCCGCCGCCGCCGCAGCAGCAGCUGCUGUGGCCGGCGGCAAGAAAUUGAGUUAACCUCUUGGGCGGUCCCUUGGGUUGCCUGCCAGCAGCUGCCCGUGCAGCAAUAUGCAGAUGCCGUUGGCGACCCGUCGCCAGUCUGCUAAGGUGCUUACGUUCCUGCCUUGCGUUGUUGGAAAGGUGUCGGUCUCAGACGCACACAAGCUUUCGGGUCCUCUUUCUUCUUAUCCUCGGGUAAACCAUUGGUGCCGUUAGCUCCCCCUAGUUCCUAAACCCUUAAAAUGCACAAUCCAUGAGUAUAUGAUGCGCGUUGUGCGUCUGCUCCUUUGGGUAUGUAAGUGGAUAUGUACAUGUGUGUGUGUCUUAAACGGCGAGAUGUUUCGUGCGCGUGAAAGCGAAUGCGAGGCCGUGUGAGUUUGUGGUUGCCGUAUUUUUGCCGUACAAGGCAAACCCUCCACGUGGUGAACUGCUCAUAUGUACAAGCGCACUGAAUGGGAAGCUGUACCUGGAAUUGCAGUGCGUGAUUUGAUAAUUCCACCCGGC